This is a messenger RNA of Komagataella phaffii GS115, 1878 nucleotides long. Its product is annotated as One of several homologs of bacterial chaperone DnaJ, located in the ER lumen. Gene Ontology annotation, biological process: protein folding in endoplasmic reticulum. The transcript has a single exon. Gene Ontology annotation, molecular function: protein-folding chaperone binding; misfolded protein binding. Bases 1 to 1878 code for a protein of 625 amino acids. Lineage: Eukaryota; Fungi; Ascomycota; Pichiomycetes; Pichiales; Pichiaceae. Gene Ontology annotation, cellular component: endoplasmic reticulum. The record is from RefSeq and is a predicted model, not a curated record.
AUGAGGCUGAACUAUCUCUUUUUCAUAGCUGUAGCAUUGAAUCAAGCUGUCCAUGCUUCUAGCAUUCAAUCAUUUUCCCAAAAAAUUGACUCAUUGUCCCAACAGUUCUCUCAGUUCGGGCCUACAUCAUCAAUCUCCAAAGAAUAUGAUAAUCUCCUGGACGAACUUCUGAUUUACAGACAUCAUGUAAAUGAUCCGAAUGAGAGCAACGAGAUUGAUAGUAUGCUAUCCAACCUUUACUACACCAAAGGACUUAUCGAUCUGUCAUUUACAAAAGAGAUUAGCUCUUCCGAAAUGUUUCGGAAAUGCUUAGAGUAUGGCCCAUCAAGAAAAGCAUGCAGGGAUAAAAUGGUAGAGUCGUAUAUCAAACAGGCCAAGUUCAAAGAUUUAGAGGAAAUACUUGGCUCAGCUCAACUGGAUUCUGCAGUCUUCGAUCAGAAGAAUAAUUUCAAUCAUUUGGUUAGUCAGGCUGAAAAAACCGUAGUAAAGAAAAACUUCAAAGACAGCGUCGCUACAUUGAGUAAGCUUAGAGAGAUCAGUCCACUUUGUGACGAGAUCAGGUAUUUGAGGAUAUACUGCGUCAUCAACUUGCAGGACAUUCCUUACCAAUCCAAAUUGGACAUGCUUUUAGAAGAUUACGUGGCUCUAGCUCAAAAUGGAAAGUACUCAUCCUCCCCAAGGGAACUUAAGAUCUUCAACCCAAAAUUAAAAAAACUGUUCAAAGGGGAAGACGAUUUGGAUGUUUUAAUUAAUCUUUACAAGUUACGGCUGUUUGGAAAAUCUAAUUUUUCUCAGGCUUCUAAAAUGUUACAGAAAUGUUUAAGGAUUGAUAAUGAUUACAAAGCAGCACAAUUAUAUACUAAAGUCAACGUCAAACUAGCCCAUGCCUUUGAGUUAUUUGACAAGGCAUUGCUAUAUAUUUCUGCCGUCGAUUCAGAGGACGAAGGUACUUCCAUUACUGAAAGUCAGUUAAGCUCAAAAGAGUGGAUUUCACUUUAUGAGUUCCUCUUGAAUCCCGAAAAGUUGAUAAAGCUAAAACCGAAACAAAUUGCACAAUUGGGUUACGAGAAGAAGGGAUUGGGACUUAACAAUUUUGAUUUUCUUCUCAAAUUGGGAUAUGACUUUUCCAAAGAUUUCAAGUUUAAAGAAGACGGAGAACUCUUGAAGCAAAAUUUGUUAAAAAACAAUUUGGAGCGAGUUUUAGUGGAAAGCAUGGCUCAAUCAAAUAAUUUUGCCAGGCACAAAAAGUUGUUGAUGAAAAUCUGCCAGGACAAGACACCAAGACCUCUGGCUUGUGAAAUUCCUAAGCUGGACUACUUGAUCUCGACAAAUACGGACUCUAAUAUACGACAAGCGUAUGAGAUCCUAAAUAGAUACUCUAAGGUCACCAAGAAGACUCAUCUUUGGAAGCAAAGAUACAGUCGGGUAGAAAAAGUGAUUCAACAGCAGAGACAGCAGCAACAGCAGCAACAGCAACAGUUCCGCCAACCUCCUCAGCAGAAAGUAACUCCCAAGAAUGACUACUAUAAAAUUCUGGAUGUUUCCAGGGAUGCCGAUGAGAAGACAAUAAAGAAAGCAUUUAGAAGAAAGAUCAAGGAAUUCCAUCCAGACAAGUACAAGGGAGAUCUGGAAAGUCAUGAACUUGAGGAUAAGAUGGCUGAAAUUAACAAUGCAUACGAAGUUCUUUCUAACGAGAAAGCAAGAGAGAAAUAUGAUAAGUACGGAGAAGAUCCAAACGACCCUGCGGCUUCUCACAGCCAGCAUCAACAGCAUCAACAGCACCAACAACAUCAUUAUUACAAUCCGAAUGUGUUUCAUCAGCAAGGAUUCCAGUUUGGAGGGUUUAAUUUUGGCGGAUUCAAUAAAGGACAUAGAUGA